Messenger RNA from Bactrocera neohumeralis, 1496 nucleotides. Its product is annotated as protein toll-like. Gene Ontology annotation, cellular component: membrane. The record is from RefSeq and is a predicted model, not a curated record. NCBI's taxonomy places the organism in Eukaryota, Metazoa, Arthropoda, Insecta, Diptera, Tephritidae. Gene Ontology annotation, biological process: toll-like receptor signaling pathway; innate immune response. Bases 1 to 1365 code for a protein of 454 amino acids. The transcript has 2 exons. Gene Ontology annotation, molecular function: transmembrane signaling receptor activity; protein binding.
AUGACUGGUAAUCCGAUCGUGUGCGAUUGUAAAUUUCCUUGGAUUUACAGUGAAAACUAUCGUUCGCUGUUCAAUCGUUUGCAGUGCGUUCAAACGUCAACCAAAUUAAUAACAGAUCUCGCGCAGAUGGAAAGUAAUGAACUGUGUGCUUGGGAACCGGUAAUGUGCCCUAGCAAAUGCAAUUGUUAUACACAAUCUGAAUUCCUGCACAUCAAGUGUAAAGGUGCCCAACAUAUCGAACAGUUCCCACGUCCCGAACAAGUUGGACUCAAGAGUUCGGUACUUGAUAUUAGUGAUAACAAUUUCAUUGUAUUACCGCUAAACACCACCUUCGGCUAUGGUAACGUUUCGCAACUCAACGCGUCGUACAAUAAAAUCACGAAUAUAAGUGUCGCUCAACUCCCAACCAAUUUGACGGUUUUGGAUCUACGAAAUAAUCGCUUAAAAUCUUUAGAUGAUGAAUUUUUGCGUACAUACCUCAAUGACAGCACAAAACUAGAAUUUCUCUAUCUCAGUGAAAAUCCUUGGUUUUGCGACUGUAGCGCGCAGCAAUUUCUGUACACCAUACGUACACAUCGGGCACGCAUACCCGAUGCCGACCAGUUACUUUGUGUUAAUCAGCAGAACGUUACUCUUCUAAAAGCAAAUGUGAGAGAAUUGUGUGAAGCUCCUGUUAAUGAAUAUUAUCACCGCUUGAUUGCAACUGUCAUUAGUGUGUCUUUAACCAUUAUUAUUUCCCUUUGCAUUAUCGCACUCUUUUAUAAAUAUAAACUAGAAGUGAAAGUCUGGUUAUAUGGCAAGAACAUAUUGAGAUCUUGCAUUCAAGAAUGUGAGCUGGAUAAGCAUAAAAAAUUCGAUGCCUUUAUUUCAUAUGCACACCAGGAUGCAGACUUCGUCAACCAUACAUUACUGCCGCAGCUCGAACAGUGCGAACCACCAUUUCGUGUAUGCACGCACGAACGCAAUUGGCUGGCUGGCGCUUAUAUACCUGAACAAAUCAUCGAAUCGGUGGAACAGUCACGUCGGACGAUCAUUGUGCUCUCGCAGCACUUCAUCGAGUCAGAUUGGGCGCGCAUGGAGUUUCGCACAGCGCAUCAGUGCUCGUUGAACGAGGGUCGUGCGCGCAUAAUAAUGAUUAAAUAUGGUGAAAUCUCGAACAGUGAGUUAUUGGAUAGAGAAUUAAAGGCAUAUCUGGAUAUGAAUACAUAUCUGGAUUGGCAAGAUGUCAGAUUUUGGGACAAAUUACGCUACGCCAUGCCUCAUAAAGUCGGUAGUGAGAAGAAUUCCGAUAUGCUUGAAGUUAAUGGUAGAAUAUAUGUUAUGGGACAAGUUGAAAUGAAUCGUUUACGUGACGAGAGUGUUUAAAAUUUGAAGAAGAUACUCAAUAAAACAUCCACUUUCUUCUGUGAAUCGAAAAGUCAUUCAAAAUAUUGCUACUAAGAGAAAAAGAGAGAGAGAAUCUUGGCCGACCUGUAAACACAUGCAAUCCAAUUUUA